AGUCGUCACUUUAUAUUUUAUACCACAUCAAACACUUGUACACUACACGCACAAUGUCCAACAGGGUAUCUACCGGCAAGAUGGCCAUGGCCCCGCAGGAGAGCGUGCAGCCUGCCGUCCUCUACAAACUCGUCCUCUUUGCUCUAUUGAUGGCCGUCGUGCCCAUAGGAACAUACUUUAGUACUCUCAACUAUCUCUGGGACGGCUCCACAACGUUUGCUGCCAUCUCAGCCAUCGCUGCUGCCAAUCUCAUCCUCGUUGGAUACGUUGUUGUUGCCUUUAGAGAAGAUGCGGCAUCUAGAACGGGGCCGUUACCGGAGAAGAAGACUUCAUAGCAAGCUCAUAGACCGUGUUGACGGUGUGGGCGGGAGUGGAUAUGCCCUGGAUAUAUACAUAAGCAACCUCUGUAUGCAUAUAGACAUGAAUCACAUUCUCGAAUCGAGUAGACAUGAACAACAGUCUCGAGUCGAGGUGUGAACA
Cryptococcus deneoformans JEC21 is the source of this 480-nucleotide messenger RNA. RefSeq lists its product as hypothetical. Bases 54 to 335 code for a protein of 93 amino acids. The transcript has 3 exons. The record is from RefSeq and is a predicted model, not a curated record. Gene Ontology annotation, biological process: vacuolar proton-transporting V-type ATPase complex assembly. Gene Ontology annotation, cellular component: endoplasmic reticulum membrane. Lineage: Eukaryota; Fungi; Basidiomycota; Tremellomycetes; Tremellales; Cryptococcaceae.